CCGGGCUCAGAGCCGGGUUGGCAGCCACGAGCGGGCGGGCUCCUGAGGGCGGCGCUCAUGCGCCAACCGAGCCCGGGGCGGGCGGCGCGGCCCUUUCGGCGACUGACGUCCGCGUCGGGUCGGAGUAGGCCUCUCUGCGCGCUAGGCCGUUGCCGGGCGACUCCGCGGCGCGGGAGGGCCGCUCCAGGCGGAGCAGCAGCAGCAGGAGGGCCCCGCCGCCGCCGCCGCCGCCGCCAUGCCGCUGCUCUUCCUGGAGCGCUUCCCUUGGCCCAGCCUGCGCACUUACACGGCGCUCAGCGCUCUGGCCUUGGCCGGCAGCAUCCUCAGCGCCUACCGCGCCCUCAGCCAGGCCGCCGAAGAACAACGGGAAGGCCCGCCCGAGUCGCAACAGCCGACGACGACGGAGGAGCAGCCGGCCGGGGAGGACAGGCCGUCGCCGGGAUUGGGGCCGAGCGGGGCGGAUGUCGCCUCCUACUUGCUCUCGGACGGCCUCUGCGUCUGGGUGCUCGUGAAUACUGCUUGCUGUAUUCUGAUGCUAAUCGCGAAACUAAUUCAGUGUGCGGUGUUUGGUCCUCUCCGUGUUAGUGAGAGACAGCAUCUCAAGGAUAAGUUUUGGAAUUUCAUCUUCUACAAGUUUAUCUUUAUUUUUGGCGUGUUAAAUGUCCAGACAGUGGAAGAAGUGGUCAUGUGGUGCCUUUGGUUCUCUGGGCUGGUAUUUCUCCAUCUCAUGGUUCAGCUUUGCAAGGACAGGUUUGAAUAUCUCUCUUUUUCUCCCACUACACCAAUGAACAGCCACAUCAGAGUCAUGACCCUGCUGGUGGCUAUGUUGCUUUCCUGCUGUGGAUUGGCAGUUGUGUGCGGCAUUUUUGGCUAUACCCAUGGAAUGCAUACAUUAUCUUUCAUGGCAGCUGAGUCUCUGCUUGUUACAGUGAGAACCGUUCAUGUGAUUUUACGUUACGUCAUUCAUCUCUGGGAUCUCAACCAUGAAGGCACAUGGGAAAGCAAAGGGACUUACGUUUAUUACACGGAUUUUAUCAUGGAGUUAACUCUUCUGUCGCUGGACCUGAUGCAUCACAUUCACAUGCUGCUGUUUGGCAAUAUCUGGUUGUCGAUGGCCAGCCUGGUGAUCUUUAUGCAGCUGCGUUACCUGUUCCACGAGGUUCAGCGUAGACUUCGCCGCCACAAGAACUACCUCCGUGUGGUUGGGAACAUGGAAGCGAGGUUUGCAGUUGCGACACCAGAAGAACUAGCAGCCAACAAUGAUGACUGUGCCAUCUGCUGGGAUUCCAUGCAGUCCGCACGUAAACUCCCCUGUGGUCAUCUCUUCCACAACUCCUGCCUGCGCUCCUGGCUAGAACAAGACACUUCCUGCCCCACCUGCAGGAUGUCUCUGAAUAUCACCGAUAACCGUCGUGCCAGGGAGGACCACCAAAGAGAGAACCUGGAUGAAAAUUUGGCUCCUGUGGCCGUGGCAGAAGGCAGACCUCACUUGAACCAGCACAAUCACUUCUUCCAUUUUGAUGGCUCACGCAUAGCUAGCUGGCUACCCAGCUUUUCAGUGGAGGUGAUGCAUACCACCAAUAUCCUUGGAAUUGCGCAGGCGUCCAACUCCCAGAUUAAUGCAAUGUCACAUCAGAUCCAGGAGAUGUUUCCUCAGGUCCCUUACCACCUCAUUCUGCAAGAUCUGCAGCUGACUCGGUCUGUCGAAAUAACCACUGACAACAUCUUAGAGGGCCGUAUCCAAGUGCCUUUCCCAACACAGCGAUCAGAGAGCAUUAGACCUGCGUUGAACAGUCCCUUGGAAAGGCACAGCGCUGAUCAAGAGGAUCCUGAAGAGGCUGCUCAGACUGAGAGAGUCCCUCUGAAACUUAAAUCACAGCUGGAAGAAAUGGCAGAGUUCAAUGAGAUGGAAGUGGACUCAGCCGAGAUGGAAGACUUUGAAGUGAGAGGGAGCCGUUUUUCCAAGUCGGCCGAUGAAAGGCAGCGGAUGUUGGUGCAGAGGAAGGAAGACCUUUUGCAUCAAGCUCGCAGGCGUUACCUCAACAAAGCUUCAGAUGAGAUGGGCUCAGACAUCCCCCUGCAGGCCGAAGGAGCAACUUCCGACCCCAUCACCUUGCGUCGCAGAACUUUGGCUGCUGCAGCGGAACGGAGGCUUCAGAAGCAGCACCCGUCCUAACACUCCCCUGUUUUGUCCUGGGUCGUCUUUCCCACACAAGCGACACAAAACCAUUCUGUGCCCUUCCCUGACUGCUGAGGGAGGGGUCUCUCCAGAGCUCGGCUAGCUGUGCUGAGGAUGAGCGAGCAGGCUGCAUCUUCCCUGUACAAAGCAUGUGGUAUCUAAUAAGUGUUUGAACAGCUGACAAAUUAACCUUUAUGGGGUCCUUUGGGGUUUUCUUUUUAAGUGUGACAUUGAUUCCUCCUUUGCAAAAACAAACAAACAAAAAAACAAAAGAGCAGCCUUUUUAAAGCCUUGGGCACGGACUGCUGCUUCACAUAAGUUUCAGGGGACGCCAGCUGACGAGCGCCACAUCCAUUCAGCUGCCUGCCAGUGUUCUAUUUAAACUUUUCCCAGAAGGAAAUGGAACAAGUGAGAAAAAAAAGUAUUGACAAAGUAUUCUGUCCAUCACUGCCAAGUCAUCACGCGUCUCAUCAGUGGUUUUUUUUUAAAAAAAGUUACAUAGGUCUUUGCAGACCCUUUUAGGUGAAGGUGGCAUUUCUAUGCAUCGGAGCACUGAGGUGACGCAGCUCCUGCCUUCUUGAAGGGAAGGACACCUUGAGAGCGGACGAUGUCGAGUUAAGUUUUAGCGUGGUGGCAAAUGAAGUGUUCACUCUUCUCAGCUCUGAGAUGGACCAUGCUUUGUAGACACUGCUGAACGACUUGCGCAGGAGGCCGGGUUGUUGUCCCCCUAUGCAUUUCAUUGCAAUAUUAGGCUGCUUGAAUCAGCAGUGUCCGUAAAGCAGAUGAACGGCUGUGAGAGCAUAGAGGUCUGUUCUGUCAGGCAGAGCGGGCACCAUCCAGAAAGGGAGCAGGGGGAGUAGGCCAUUGUUCCAGAGGACGGGAGCGUGCAAAAGGAUCUAUUUUUUUAAUCUUUCAUUUUGCAGUAAUACACUUGUGAGUAAAAUCAGAUUUGCCGACUGGAGACAGUUGAAGACUACUAGACAAUUUUUAGGUUAGGUGUGGUCAGACUUCUGCUGUAGUAUUACAACUGCCAUAAAUGGCGGUGGAGUAAUUUUAAGUGUUUGAGGAGUAGGAAUAUCCCUGUUCUUCAGAAGGUGCCCAGUGGUGUUAAAGAAAAUUAUUGGGGAAAAAAAUACCCUUUUAUUGCAGGUUUUUAGGAUAUUUGAAGGCAAAUAUAUAUGAAUCGCAUAAACAUUUAGGCGGAGAUAAUUUAUUUUGACGAAUCCCCUUUUGGGAAGCCUUACUUUGCAAUGCUGUUAGUUAACUUUGACAAGACAACUCUUCUUUUGUGAUUCGGUUUUGCUCAGAGCCACAGUUCUUUAUUGUUAAAAAAAAUAAAAUUAUUGAUCAGUGUUGGAAAA
Sphaerodactylus townsendi is the source of this 3540-nucleotide messenger RNA. It is a transcript of the gene AMFR, whose product is annotated as autocrine motility factor receptor. Bases 236 to 2176 code for a protein of 646 amino acids. NCBI's taxonomy places the organism in Eukaryota, Metazoa, Chordata, Lepidosauria, Squamata, Sphaerodactylidae. Gene Ontology annotation, biological process: protein K48-linked ubiquitination; endoplasmic reticulum unfolded protein response; ubiquitin-dependent protein catabolic process. Gene Ontology annotation, cellular component: cytosol; ubiquitin ligase complex; endoplasmic reticulum. Gene Ontology annotation, molecular function: ubiquitin protein ligase activity; ubiquitin binding. The transcript is spliced from 14 exons. The record is from RefSeq and is a predicted model, not a curated record.